Messenger RNA from Clonostachys byssicola, 1023 nucleotides. Lineage: Eukaryota; Fungi; Ascomycota; Sordariomycetes; Hypocreales; Bionectriaceae. The record is from the annotation of a GenBank genome assembly.
AUGAGCUCACGCCUUGCUCAUCAUGGCGUCCGCAUUGGCUUCAACCCACAAAUCAUCACAACAACACUAAAAACUAAUUGUCCGCUCCAAAAGCGACAACAUGUAGGACAGCGACGAUGGUACAGUAGUCGGGAUGUUGACCCUCGGAUCAAAGCCCUCGGGAGGACAAUCCUCGACGACUACGCCGCUGUCCGCGAAGAAUACGCCACGCCGACCUACCCCAUCGUCCUUGCCCACGGCCUCCUCGGCUUCUCCGAGAUCAAGCUCGCCCAAGCCCUCCCAUCCCUCCAGUACUGGCAUGGCAUCCAGGACGCCCUCGAGCAGGCCGGCGCCACCGUCAUCACCGCCACCGUGCCCCCCUCGAGCAGCAUCGAGCAGCGCGCCGCCAGCCUCCGCGACCAAAUCGCCGCCGCGCGCCCCUCCGCCGUCAACAUCGUCGCCCACUCCAUGGGCGGCCUCGACGCCCGCUACCUCGCCUCCCGCCUCCUGGGCCCCGACUUCUCCUCCCCCUCCCCCCCGUUCGCCAUCAAGAGCAUCACCACCAUCGCCACCCCGCACCGCGGCAGCCACUUCGCCGACUUCCUCAUGUCCGACUCGGCGCCCAUCCACCUCCCGCGGCUCUACGGCCUCAUCGAGCGCGCGGGGUUCGGCACCCAGGCCUUCAGCCAGUUGACGCGCGAGUACAUGACGGGAACGUUCAACGCGACGGUGCGGGACCGCGACGACGUGCGCUACUUCUCCUACGGGGCCAUGACGGACGAGCCCGCGCUGCUCAGCCCGUUCCGCCAGCCGUGGCGGCUGAUCGAGCAGGCCGAGGGCCCCAACGACGGGCUCGUGAGCGUGGAGAGCAGCCGGUGGGGGGCGUACAAGGGGACGCUGGUGGGCGUGAGUCACUUGGACCUGAUCAAUUGGUCAAACAGGGUGCGCUGGACGGUGAGGGAGUGGAUGGGUGUCAAGAGGACGUUUAACGCGAUUGCGUUUUACCUAGACAUAGCCGACAUGCUGGCCAAGGAGGGAUUAUAG